This is a messenger RNA of Rhipicephalus sanguineus (brown dog tick), 3569 nucleotides long. RefSeq names its product DNA excision repair protein ERCC-6. The transcript has 2 exons. The coding region runs from base 37 to 639 and encodes 200 amino acids. Lineage: Eukaryota; Metazoa; Arthropoda; Arachnida; Ixodida; Ixodidae. The record is from RefSeq and is a predicted model, not a curated record.
AGUGUUGUGACAACUCUUGCAGGUGUACACUCGGCAAUGCAGCAUGAUUCUAUCGUGGAUUCUGCGGCUCCUGACUAUGCUCUGGUGGAAGGCGAAGCUGAGCGGGUUGCCCAGCAGGCCAUUCGACGGCUGCGAGAGUCUCGCAGGCGCUGCCUGUCAGCAGUGUCGGGAGUGCCCACCUGGACUGGACUGCAUGGCUCAUCAGGGGCUCCUGCCAGGCCUCGCUUUGGCCCCAGAAAGGUCCAGGCAUCUCCGUGCAAGCGACCUGCGACAAAGCCAGGCUUGCUCCCGGGUGUGUUCACGCAAGAGGAGCCAUCGUCCUCGUCAACUCCCGCAUCUUCAAGCGAGCUGCUUGCCUGUAUCCGAGCCAGGAAGCCGGCCGAGUCUGUCUGUGCACCCUUUCUGGACACUGGGGAGAGCAACUUUGAUGAGCUGCUCUCGGAUCUGCAGACCUUUGUCGCCUUCGGAGCAAGUGUCGAUGGCCAAGCGAGCACCAAGGAAGUGCUGGCGGCCUUCAAGGACAAAGUGCAGGGAGGCACCAGUGCACCUGUGUUUAAGGCCCUGCUAAGCAAGAUCUGCGAGUUUCAUAGGCGGGAAGACGGCGAAGGAGUCUGGAAGCUCCGGCCCGAGUUCCGAUAGCCUCAACACUUUCGUUUUUAUUUCUAGGUGUGCACUCUCAUGCCAGACACAUUCUAAUGUAUUCGCGCUGAGUAAAAGGCACGAAAGAGUAACUAUGGUAAGUAUGUACUCGUUCUCUUUGUUAGUCUGCGGACUCACGGGCUUGUGGCGAUCGACGGAACCUUAUGAGAGGUCAUGACCUUCUGGUUUUGGGAAGGACUGCGGUGCUCGAGUUCCUGGCAGCUGUAGGCCCAGCGAAACGGCUGAGGCAAGCGCAGUUCAGGAAACGAGAGCGAUCAGGCCAAGUCCAGGUCACCAAUUUGUGGAAACAGGCAGACGUCGAUGCUGGGAGUUCACAAAUUAUAUAUUUCAUCAGAAGCCAUUUAGAGAGACGCUAACAGAAACAGGCACAGCCACCUCGUGCAUGGCGUGUCGUUGUCUUCUCCUGUUCGGAUUCUUGUGGCACAUGCUAGCGUGCUACAAGUGUUUUGUGCCUUUUGCUCAGUGCAAGUAUACUCAAACCUCAUUAUAAUGAACUUGAACAGAGAGCCGAUGUGACUUUGUUAUUUUAUUAUGUAGCGGCACGCCCUCGCUCCCGCUUACAGCGACACGAACUCCGAGCGGUGCGCUCAGUGCGCACCCGCUUACAGCGCCCGCACCGCGUGGCGCAAUACGCACAAAAUAAAGAUCAUGUUCUCUCUUCAGCGACCAUCAUGUGCUGACGUACAUUCCGCUGCUCGCCUAUGCCUGUGUCUGUCUAUAGGCUGCGUGCAGACUUAACUCCGCUGCUCGAGCGAAGGCAUCCCUAGCGGCAAGAAGUGCAGAUUUGGCGGGAUGCUCUCACACGCUCGCAAUGGGGUGAAAUUGAGGAACGAUGCCUUUUACGAUUACUAUACUUUUCGUGCUUUUCGCGCUUGGCCAGUGACCAGAGCGACGGUCCGUCCGCGUUAUCAACGCGAUCAGUCAGCCGCAGGUGGUGGACGAUAAGAAUAACAUAUCAUAAAACGUCGCUCCGCGAUUGCACCCCUGCUCGCUCCCGCUGUGACGGAUCGAGGUAUUUUCGCGGGCAGUUCGUUUUGUGUCUGUUGUGCGUUCGUAGGAAUGCCGAGCUCCACAAAUAAUUGCUGCUGUUGUUGAAUGCAAUAACACCUACAGGAAUUAUCCGGGAACGCAUUUUUACCGGUUUACAAUUAGAGAAUAUGAACGGAAUCGGCGUAAACGGUGGAUCGCACUCGUUCGACGACGAAAGUGAGUUCUGUGAAUACAUGGGGCAUUUUUUUUCUGGGGGGUGCAUUUGCCUGUGAUUGUUGAUCUGCCGAGCAACACCUCUUCCACGAUGCUGUGAAUGUGCCCCGCUUCGAGGAGCUCCCUGCCCUUCAGGUUAGCUCCUCGGAAGAAACUAUCUAUAUCACGUAGCUCUCUGAAUUCAAAUGUAAUAAUUGGCACGCUUUGCAGUGCCAUGGCAGCAAAACACAAGCCGCGACGACGAACUCGGCUGCACUGGUUAAUUCGGCGCAGAGAAUGCAGUGCUAUGGCCGUUCGAUGGAAAGCGUCUUUUUCAUUCAGCGGCCGUGACAGUGCAAUUGGUGGUAUCGCCAGUUUAAACCUGCCGCUGAGUUCGCUGGUGCAUAAGCCCGAGGGUGAUAAGCUGUGAUUGUUUAGUGAGCGAGGCGGCCCGCGUUACACGUGCGCAGUUUCGCUCAACGGGCUCGUAACCUCCGUUGUCUUCCCCCAGCUCAUGCAUUUUAUGUUGCCGCGUUCGCCUGAGGAUACACGAGGUCAGGCGAAAAGAAGCACAUGCGCUAACGCUACGUUCUCUGACAGCUGCUGAUGCCAUGCUCAUUGGGACCCAAUGGCUGCCACAGAACAUCUCAAACAAAGAAUCAAUACUUAAUCAGCGUGAGAGAGCUGAGUGAUAUUGACCUCCGCCUCCUGUUGCUCCGUUCGAAGCAGAAGCAACAAAUAACGACAGUUUGUGGCCACUACUACCAGGUCCCUGUGAAAAAGUAUUCAUCGCUUCGAAGUGGUGCUGUAACCCAUUUCUCGAGCACAUGAAGAAUCGUCGUGGAGCGGUGAGAAUCACAAUGACUUUAGCAGACCUCAGUCCUUCUCUAGGCUUGAUUCCUGGAGACAGACUGUGCCAAGAGUGUUACGAGCAGCGAAACGCAAUAGCCCUUGAUGCUUUGCUCCCAGAACAUCAUGUCUACGAUACGCAAAACAACCAAGAAAAUCCAGAUGCCCUGCACGUUCAGACUCUAGACAUUGUGAACGUAGCCCUGGCAACCAUUGGUGAAACCAUUGGUGAAGCGGCGACAAAGAGCAUCGUACGUAAAACAAAAAGUUAAGAAAAUUGAGAAGAACUUCGAGAAAAAAAUUUGCGCGCACCUUGGCUUGGAUGAUCUGCAGAAUGCGGUCGCAGAUGCCACUGAAGAGUAUAGCCUCAGCGACUUUGUGUCAUUACAGGGUGUUUACCAACCUGCAAAACCUGGAAAAGUGAGGGAAUUUGAACACGUCUGGAAAAGUCGGAAUUUGUGAAAAAUCUGGCCAAGUCAUGGAAACUGACUAGUCUUUCAGAUGAUCAUGAAAAUAUUCAUUACCAUUGAUCAAAGCUUAAAAAAUCGUUCCUUAAACCACACAGAACAGCUAAGCAGGAGCAUAGUACAAAAAAAAAGUGCAUAGCUGGUGCUUCUACUUUCCGAGUACAACGUUACUCACGCUCAUAAAAUUGUGCAUGUCUCGGCUCGACGGCCUUCUGGUUAGGCUAGAAGUGCCAUCAGCAGAGGGCAAGGUGCACAGAUUAUGUGACUUGUAGUUAUUAUUAUUUACUAAAAAGUGUAAUUUACAGGUGUGUAAAUUGGACUGGGAUACAAAAACAGUAGUAAAGUAAAUAUGGUAAUCCAGAUCGGAUCCAAUCCAAUCCCCAUCUCAAGCUGCCUGAGCUGCAGCCAUAU